AUGGAUCAAUACCAACAAGUAACUGAAUCAACUCCAACUGUGGAGACAAGUAAUCCAUAUGGACCAAACCCAGCUGACUUCUUGUCCAAUGUCAAGGAAUUUCAACUGAUUGACUCUACCUUGAGAGAAGGUGAGCAAUUUGCCAAUGCUUUCUUCGACACUGAGAAGAAGAUUGAAAUUGCCAAGGCCUUGGAUGACUUCGGUGUCGACUACAUUGAAUUGACCUCUCCAGUGGCCUCUGAGCAGUCUUUCAGAGAUUGUAAGGCUAUUUGCAACCUGGGAUUAAAGGCAAAGAUUCUUACCCACAUUCGUUGUCACAUGGACGAUGCCAAGGUGGCCGUUGAGACUGGUGUCGAUGGUGUUGAUGUUGUCAUUGGUACUUCCAAGUUCUUGAGACAGUACUCCCACGGUAAGGACAUGAAUUAUAUUGCCAAGAGUGCCAUUGAGGUCAUCGAGUUCGUUAAGUCAAAGGGUAUUGAGAUCAGAUUUUCCUCCGAAGAUAGUUUCAGAAGUGACCUGGUUGAUCUACUGAAUAUUUAUAAGACUGUCGACAAGAUCGGUGUCAACAGAGUUGGUAUUGCUGAUACUGUUGGCUGUGCUAACCCAAGACAAGUUUACGAGUUGGUCAGAACUUUGAAGUCUGUGGUCUCCUGUGACAUUGAGUGUCAUUUCCAUAACGAUACUGGUUGUGCCAUCGCUAAUGCUUACACGGCUCUAGAAGGUGGUGCCAAGCUAAUAGAUGUCAGUGUUCUAGGUAUUGGUGAAAGAAACGGUAUCACACCAUUGGGUGGUCUAAUGGCUAGAAUGAUUGUCGCCGCUCCAGAAUAUGUCAAGUCCAAGUACAAGCUGCACAAGAUCAGAGACAUUGAGAAUUUGGUCGCCGAAGCUGUUGAAGUCAACAUUCCAUUCAACAACCCAAUCACUGGUUUCUGUGCCUUCACACACAAGGCUGGUAUCCACGCCAAGGCCAUUCUUGCCAACCCAUCCACAUACGAAAUCCUUGACCCACAUGAUUUCGGUAUGAAGAGAUAUAUACAUUUUGCUAACAGGCUAACAGGCUGGAACGCCAUUAAGUCGAGAGUUGAUCAAUUGAACUUGAACUUGACAGAUGACCAAGUCAAGGAAGUUACCACUAAGAUUAAGAAGCUGGGUGAUAUCAGACCUCUGAAUAUCGACGAUGUUGACUCCAUUAUCAAGGACUUCCACGCUGAUCUAGCGACACCAAUGGUCAGACCAACCGAAGACGGUGCUGACAACGAAGAGCCACUACAACUUGAUGAACCAGCUAAGAAGAAAUCUAAGCUAUCCCAAUAA
This is a messenger RNA of Nakaseomyces glabratus, 1314 nucleotides long. It is a transcript of the gene LYS21, whose product is annotated as homocitrate synthase LYS21. Lineage: Eukaryota; Fungi; Ascomycota; Saccharomycetes; Saccharomycetales; Saccharomycetaceae. Gene Ontology annotation, cellular component: mitochondrion. Gene Ontology annotation, molecular function: homocitrate synthase activity. The record is from RefSeq and is a predicted model, not a curated record.